Molecule: messenger RNA, 745 nt
Organism: Arabidopsis lyrata subsp. lyrata
Lineage: Eukaryota; Viridiplantae; Streptophyta; Magnoliopsida; Brassicales; Brassicaceae
Exons: 2
Coding region: 46-456 (136 amino acids)
Source: RefSeq, a predicted model, not a curated record
UUCCACUGCUUCUCAUCAUGUUAGCUCUGAUCCCCUCCCAGGAGAAUGAGUGGUAAGGAUUUAGAAGGUCUGAGUUUCGCUGAGUUUAAAAAACUGAAAACCCAUCUGGAGGAAUCCACGCUCGUUGUGGAAGAGGAGAUGUCAAAGCGGCAAGUCAUUGUGGAAGAGGAUAUGUCAAAGCGGCCUCACCUGCUCAAAAACAAGAGGGAGGGAGGGGAUGUUGAAGCUAUGAUGACAAGCUCUAGAGAGAAACAGGAUGAUGCACAGUCGCGACUGCAGGUAGCAUACGAGAGGCAACGAGCUGAAUCCCCGCAGAGCGAGUUGGAGAGAUUAUGGCUGUGGAAGGAGAGAAUGAGUUGUAGAGGGCUGGGCGAUAUGACUUUCUCCGAGCUGUGUCUACUGCAAACUCAAAUGUGGCAGGGAUUGAUUCGAAUGAUGUCUUUUUCUCCCCUCUGAUUAAUCCAUUUUUAGUUUGACUUCAUUUUUUUGUUAUUUUCGUCUCCCUUGUCUAGUUUCGGACUCAAGUCUGUCUCUUUAGUUUGAUUAUGUCGGAUUUUGUUAUAAUCUUUUCAUCUAUGGAUAGUUUAACUCUGAACCGUAUAAUGUCAAUUACACACAAGUAAAAAUUAAUCUGGCUCAUCACAAAGUCAAUGCUCCGUUGACUUAUCUACUUCCUUCUUCUCUUCUUGCUUUCCAUGUCUUAUCAAAUUAUUAAGUCCGGCAUGAAAUGGAAAAAUCUGACAAA